CCCGGCUGCGGCUGCGGCGGAGGUGGGAGAACGAGUCCUGGCGUGGAGAACUGAGCGGAGAAAGCGAUCCCCAUGGGUCCUCGGAAAGCUUGUCUCUUCUCCCCUUUUCUUCUGUGGAGUCAAAGUAGAGGGGUGAGGCUGAUGUUCCUGUUACUAACCCUGCAUCUCGGAAACUGUGUUGAUAAAGCAGAUGAUGAAGAUGAUGAGGAUUUAACAGUCAACAAAACUUGGGUUUUGGCACCAAAGAUUCAUGAAGGAGAUGUAACACAAAUCCUCAAUUCAUUGCUUCAAGGUUAUGACAACAAACUUCGCCCAGAUAUAGGAGUAAGGCCCACAGUAAUUGAAACAGAUGUUUAUGUAAACAGCAUUGGACCGGUUGAUCCCAUAAAUAUGGAAUACACAAUUGAUAUAAUUUUUGCCCAAACCUGGUUUGACAGUCGUUUAAAAUUCAACAGUACCAUGAAAGUGCUUAUGCUUAACAGCAAUAUGGUUGGAAAAAUUUGGAUACCUGAUACUUUCUUCAGAAACUCAAGAAAAUCUGAUGCUCAUUGGAUAACAACUCCUAAUCGUCUGCUUCGAAUUUGGAAUGAUGGACGAGUUCUAUAUACUUUAAGAUUGACAAUUAAUGCAGAAUGUUAUCUUCAGCUUCAUAACUUCCCUAUGGAUGAACAUUCCUGUCCACUGGAAUUUUCAAGCUAUGGAUACCCUAAAAAUGAAAUUGAGUAUAAGUGGAAAAAGCCUUCUGUAGAAGUGGCUGAUCCUAAGUAUUGGAGAUUAUAUCAGUUCGCAUUUGUAGGGUUGCGGAACUCAACUGAAAUUUGUCACACGAUCUCUGGAGAUUAUGUUAUCAUGACAAUUUUCUUUGACCUGAGCAGAAGAAUGGGCUAUUUCACUAUUCAGACCUACAUUCCAUGUAUUCUGACAGUUGUUCUUUCUUGGGUGUCUUUUUGGAUCAAUAAAGAUGCAGUGCCUGCAAGAACCUCACUGGGUAUUACCACAGUUCUGACGAUGACUACCCUGAGUACAAUAGCCAGGAAGUCAUUACCGAAGGUUUCCUAUGUGACUGCGAUGGAUCUCUUUGUUUCUGUGUGUUUCAUUUUCGUUUUUGCAGCCUUGAUGGAAUAUGGCACCUUGCAUUAUUUUACCAGCAACAAAAAAGUAAAGACUGCUAGAGACAAAAGGAUAAGAAACAAGGCUUCGAUAUCCCCUGGACUCCAUCCUGGAUCUACUCUGAUUCCAAUGAACAGCAUUUCUCUGCCACAAGGAGAGGAUGAUUACGGUUAUCAGUGUUUGGAGGGCAAAGAUUGUGCCAGCUUCUUCUGUUGCUUUGAAGACUGCAAAACGGGGUCAUGGAGGGAAGGGAGGGUCCACAUACGCAUCGCCAAAAUUGAUUCUUACUCGCGAAUAUUUUUCCCAACAGCUUUUGCCCUGUUUAAUCUGGUUUAUUGGGUUGGUUAUCUUUACUUAUAAAUUCUACUUACUAGGAAGAAAUCAUAAGAAGUUUGAAUAAAUCCAAUACAAUCUACAGUGCUUCAGUAACAUGAAGUUUAAAUUUAAAAUUCAGAGAAACUAAUGACUAAAAUGUGAAUAAUAUGGUAACCAUUUUAAGGCUUUCAUAGGAAAGUCAAGUUUUCAUAUUAACUUACUUAAAUUUAUGAGAUUCCUUGUAUAAUCC
Molecule: messenger RNA, 1675 nt
Organism: Pteronotus mesoamericanus
Lineage: Eukaryota; Metazoa; Chordata; Mammalia; Chiroptera; Mormoopidae
Gene: GABRG1
Product: gamma-aminobutyric acid type A receptor subunit gamma1
Exons: 9
Coding region: 73-1470 (465 amino acids)
Biological process (GO): signal transduction; nervous system process; regulation of postsynaptic membrane potential
Cellular component (GO): dendrite membrane; postsynapse; neuron projection
Molecular function (GO): benzodiazepine receptor activity; GABA-gated chloride ion channel activity; GABA-A receptor activity
Source: RefSeq, a predicted model, not a curated record